Lotus japonicus is the source of this 2392-nucleotide messenger RNA. RefSeq names its product glycine--tRNA ligase, mitochondrial 1-like. NCBI's taxonomy places the organism in Eukaryota, Viridiplantae, Streptophyta, Magnoliopsida, Fabales, Fabaceae. The transcript has 9 exons. Gene Ontology annotation, biological process: mitochondrial glycyl-tRNA aminoacylation. Gene Ontology annotation, cellular component: mitochondrion; cytoplasm. The coding region runs from base 64 to 2232 and encodes 722 amino acids. Gene Ontology annotation, molecular function: ATP binding; glycine-tRNA ligase activity. The record is from RefSeq and is a predicted model, not a curated record.
UCACUAGGGUAGUGAACACAAAACAACAACACUGAGAGUGAGUGAGUCACCGUUAUAAAUUUUAUGCUUCUUCACCAAUUUUUCAAACUCAGAACCAUAGCCAGAAAUUCCCAAUCUCCUUUUUCAUCUCUUUCAAUUUCACUUUCUUCAUCUUCUCCCAUGGCCGCCGCCGCCGCAUCCUCCGAAGAUUCGCUCCGCAAAGCCCUCGCCGACAAGCAAUCUGCCGUCGACGCCCAGGGCAACGCCGUUCGCGCUCUCAAGGCCGCAUCCGCCGCCAAGCCCGACAUCGACGCCGCCAUCGCAGCUCUCAACGCUCUCAAGCUCGAGAAGUCCUCCAUCGAACGCUCCCUCCAGUCUAUCCUCUCUGUUGCCGACACCCGAGAAAGCUUCCGCCAUGCUGUGACCAAUACCCUCGAACGCCGCUUCUUCUACAUCCCCACUGCCAAAAUCUACGGCGGCGUUGCUGGUCUGUACGACUACGGUCCUCCUGGUUGCGAUGUCAAGCUCAACGUCCUCUCCUUCUGGCGUAAGCAUUUCGUUAGGGAGGAGCAAAUGUUGGAGAUGGACUGUCCCUGCGUGACGCCAGAGGAAGUGCUGAAGGCGUCCGGCCAUGUUGAGAAGUUCACUGAUCUCAUGGUGAAGGACACCAAGACUAACAAUUGCUUCCGUGCCGAUCACUUGCUCAAGGACUAUUGUAAUGAAAAGCUCCAGAAGGACCUUACAUUGUCUCCUGAAAAGGUCGCGGAGCUCAAGAAUGUGCUGGCCUUGUUGGAUGAUUUCUCUCCUGAAGAGCUCGGCGCUAAGAUUAAGGAGUAUGGGAUCACUGCCCCUGACACCCAGAAUCCCCUCUCUGAUCCUUACCCUUUCAAUUUGAUGUUCCAAACUAAAAUUGGUCCUUCUGGCUUGCAGACUGGGUAUUUGCGUCCUGAAACUGCACAGGGCAUAUUUGUCAACUUCAGGGACUUGUAUUAUUGCAAUGGAAACAAGCUACCUUUUGCUGCUGCCCAAGUUGGGCAAGCUUUUAGAAAUGAGAUUGCUCCUCGUCAAGGCCUUCUCAGAGUUCGAGAAUUCACACUGGCAGAAAUUGAGCACUUUGUUGAUCCAGAAGACAAGUCCCAUCCAAAGUUCGCAGAAGUUGCUGACUUGGAGUUUUUAAUGUUCCCAAGGGAGGAACAAGUGUCUGGUCAGUCUGCAAAGCGAAUUCGUUUGGGUGAAGCUGUUUCCAAGGGUAUUGUCAAUAAUGAGACUCUUGGUUAUUUCAUCGGGAGAGUAUAUCUUUUCUUGACGCGUCUUGGUAUUGACAAAGACCGCUUAAGAUUUAGGCAACAUCUUGCCAAUGAGAUGGCCCAUUAUGCUGCUGACUGCUGGGAUGCGGAGAUCGAGUGUUCCUAUGGUUGGAUUGAGUGUGUUGGCAUUGCUGAUAGAUCUGCAUAUGAUUUGCGUGCUCACUCGGAGAAAAGCAAGGUUGCACUUGUGGCUCAGGAAAAAUUUCUAGAACCCAAGGAAGUGGAGAAAUUAGUUAUAACUCCAAGUAAGAAAGAGAUAGGUCUAGCAUUUAAGGGGGAACAGAAGAAGGUGCUUGAAGCACUUGAGGCAAUGCGUGAGAAAGAAGCUUUGGAUAUGAAGGCUGCUCUGGAAUCAAAAGGGGAGGUGGAGUUUGAAGUGUGUCAGCUUAAGAAAACUGUGACCAUUAAUAAGAAAAUGGUGACGAUUCAAAAGGAGAAAAAGAUAGAGCAUCAGCGAGUUUUUACACCAUCUGUGAUUGAACCAUCCUUUGGCAUUGGAAGGAUAAUUUAUUGCCUCUAUGAGCACAGUUUCUACAUGAGACCAAGUAAAGCUGGAGAUGAAGAGUUACGUGUAUUUCGCUUCCCUGCACUAGUAGCUCCUAUUAAGUGCACAGUGUUCCCUCUGGUUCAGAAUCAGACAUUUGAAGCAGUUUCUAAACUCAUUUCCAAGUCAUUGACCGCAGCUGAUGUUUCACAUAAGGUUGACAUUACAGGUACAUCUAUUGGAAAACGAUACGCAAGAACAGAUGAACUUGGUGUGCCCUUUGCUAUCACUGUGGAUUCAGAAUCAUCAGUGACUAUUCGAGAGAGGGACAGCAAGGAUCAAGUGCGUGUUGAUGUGGAAAAAGCUGCCUCUGUUGUCAAGGAGUUAACUGAGGGUCAGAGCACAUGGGCAGAUGUGUGGUCAAAUUUUCCCCACCAUUCCUCUGCAGCUGCAGAAGAUUGAAUUUUAAUCAAAUCAUCAUGUUGAUUUAUUGACCUUGUUAUGGUUUUCAGAUACAAAAUUUUUGUGUGAUGUUAUGAGCAAUGAAUUGAACUACACGGAUAUUACUAAUCAUCAACUAGAUACCUUUUUUAUUUGAAUGAAGUUUAUCACAUAUGGCCAA